Molecule: messenger RNA, 2679 nt
Organism: Habropoda laboriosa
Lineage: Eukaryota; Metazoa; Arthropoda; Insecta; Hymenoptera; Apidae
Exons: 14
Coding region: 1-2679 (892 amino acids)
Source: RefSeq, a predicted model, not a curated record
AUGGAGCCGUUGUUCCAGUUACAAGUGCAGGACAUCGAUAUUUUGCUGCCUAGCAUGAAAGAGAGACUUAUGUUACACGACGAGCAGGCUCAGAUUACGUGCAUCGACCGAAUAUCCAACAUGUUCAAAAGUGGUGGCGCUGCGAGCAGAGAGGCGGUUCUUUCAAAGUUGAUCAAAUACGACGUACUCUCUGCUAUAUUCGAUAUUCUACAAACGCCAAGUGAUAAUCUAUUCCAACGUAUUCUCGAUUUUCUGAGCUUGGUAACCGUGUGUCGAAAAUUUUACGAAAGUCACGUGGCCAGUGACGUCAUGGACACCAUAUUGAAAGUGACAGUUUGCAUCGUGAAGUCUCGGUGCAAGGAAACUGAAUUGUUAGAGAAACUUAUUUCGAGCAUUUACGAUGUAAUUUACAGAGGGAUAGAAUUUAACGUGGAUUUAGACGCAGUCUGCGUCCCGCGGCAAGUUCUGAUCCUUGUGGAAUCUUUGAUCUCGGGGAAUCCUUUGGAUCAGAGGAUAAAGUUCGCUGGCGUCGCGCUGCUCAAUUUCGUUCUCGAAAACAUCGACGCGGAGGAUGAAUGGGAGGACGGUGUGUUCGAACUCUGCCACAAAGCUCUCAAUUUAAUGAAAGAGAUCGUCGAGUACAGUGACGACGACGUCUUGGUCUCGCGUGCUGCCGAUGCAUUGUGCGCUGUUUGCGCUUCUGCCACUCGAUUGCACGUCGCGAAAAGCGACACUCAAGAGUUUUUCAACAAGAUUCCACGAUGUCAAGCGGCGCUGGCGAAAUCGAUCUACGCGGCGGCGAUGAACACGUUGGUGUCUUACGUUAAAAGCACGGAGUCAAACGAAACGGACAGGGUCAAAUUCCAGAGAAACCUCGUGACUUGUCUGAACAACCUUUACAAGCUGAGCAGUAGCUGCGGCCGCGACAACUUGUCAAACCACUUGACCGCCAACGGAUAUCUGAAGUACUUCUUGCUUUUAACCAGCAGGCUUCCCGAGAACCUACGACGUAGCACUUGCGUGUUGCUAUCGCGGAUCAUAACCACUUUAUCCGAUAAGUCUACGUCGAUUGGCCAGUGGCCCGAAGGCGAGACUAGCUUCGAGAGCCUAAUACAUCGUGGAUUAUUGGAUCUGCCAAGAGAUCCUCAGCUAUGGAGAGACGUUAUAGCUCGGCGGCCAGGAAACAGCCCCGUGGCCUUGAUGACACUAAUUUACUAUCACUAUCACGGAACCAGAGAGAACGAUAUGAUAUGCUUGAAAACGCUGAUCGCUAGGACCGUCAAUCUGGCUAAAUCUGAACAGACGUCGGCGCAAAUUUUGAAAGUUUUAUGGUUUCUGUUUGCCGUCGCGUCCCUAUCACAUCCAUCACCGAGCUCGGAACAGGAUUACGACAGAGCCGUGAAACGAUUGGCAGCUGCGUUGCAAUAUUCCAGGCUCAGCGAUUGUUACACUCACCAUAUAGACCUGAUGCAUUAUUGCCUGGAAUGCGCCAAAUUCCCCAAGGAUCUGCGGAACAGAGCGUUGGACCUAUGGCUGGUGGAGUCCGACGGUGAUAUUAAGCCUCUGUUGACUCUCGAUUGCACCAAAGUUGUGCAACAUUAUCUAUUGCUAGCUAUCCAGAGCGGAUACUCAACCGACAUAAUCAACUUGGCUAUGAAAGGGAUCAGAGAGAUGAUACGCAUGGACAAUGCCAAGGAAGUGGCAGAAAUAGCCUGGCACAUGUUGCCCAAUCUUCUAUCAUCCUACAAACCAUCGAAAGACGAGCAAGUGAAAGCAGUGUUAGAGUUAGCCAAUGUGUCCACUCCGAGCUGUCUGGAGCAAAGCGCGAGGAAUCGGUGCGCGGACAGUUUGAUGGCGAUCGCGGUGAGAAGAGAGGCCGACUCGAAUCUGAGAACUCUGGCAAUAAUGCAGUCGUACUCGUUGCUGGUCACGUCCGCGGCGAUCAAGCCGUUCACGAUUCUCGAGAGGUAUUGCACGACCUCGAGCUUCUUGGAGGAGUUGCACGUCCAAGGUUUCUCCGCGGAGACGUCGCAGUUGUCCGCCGUUUGUCUGAAAGUUCUGGCGUUUAUCGUUCACUGUCAGGAAAAAUCGUCCGUUCAGUGCGAUAAGCCGGUGACGAUUGACGUGCAGAGCCUAGCCGAUUUGCUGUUCAAUACGAGGAGGUCUGUCCACUCGGCGAUCAAUGGAAUGCAACUCACGCUGGAACUUUUGACUCAAAAUAUCGACGGAUCGGCCGUCAGGCUCGACCUGGUCAACGACGAGCAGGUCGACGGUGUUAUCAACCUCUACGAGACACUUCACAUCGUUCAUGCGAUUUGCGACCCAUCAAACAGAGACACCGUCUAUCAGUGCCUGCAGGGUGUCUUAACAUUCUGCCACCAGCGCGUAGAAUCGCUAAUGUACCACUUGUGCAGCCUGAUGAGCAACCACGAUAUCGUGUCGACCGUUCUAAGAACAGGCUACGUGUCCACUCAGUUUCUGGAGUUCGUUUCCACUUGGUUACGCUAUCGAAGGAGAUACUGCGCCGACGAGGGACCUUGGAACGAGAGAUCUAUUUGCAAGACACCGUUCGAGGAGACGUUCGACCGAAUCAAGAGCUACGUCAACUCCGUGAAAGAUUCCAAAGACGACACCUCGUUCAACAUCCUUCGCUACGCGCUGUCGCAAUAUAAGGAUUAA